AUGGUGAAUAACAAAGAAGCAAAAUUGAAGGAGACAGUGGCAACGGCGACGGCGGCGCAGCAGUGCGACAGCCAGCGCGGCGUCCUUGCCACGGUAAUACGCGCGAGUCACGCGAGCAGGGUCGAUAGCGGCCACCGGCCAGCCUCCGCGUCAAUUAUUCAGCACGCGACGCCACCACCGCCACCGUCACCACCGCCCGGACAAAGGACGCGCACUGCGACACCUACCGGCCCACCGCUGGCCCGCCGCUCCGUCUCAGAAAAGCCAGAAGCGAGGAAAGCCAAAACGAAGCACACUUAUCUAUCACUCCAAACCUUAUCCUUUCGGGCGGUGAAGACUCGCGAGAGCGCGCGAUGGUCGCGCGUUACG
Brenthis ino (lesser marbled fritillary) is the source of this 369-nucleotide messenger RNA. The record is from the annotation of a GenBank genome assembly. Lineage: Eukaryota; Metazoa; Arthropoda; Insecta; Lepidoptera; Nymphalidae.